AUGCCGACCCCAUGUCUCUUCAACACACCUCGUUGCCCACCCGAAAUUCUUUCGGCCAUCUUCAUCUUCGUUGUCGAUAGACACAUCGACGAAACACGGACGCUCCCAGAGCCUACGCAGAGACAUCCUAAGGAUCCCACUGAACUUGUCGCUAACCGGACUGCUGCACCACAAUCACUCACUCGCGUGUGUCGCAGCUGGCGAAACAUUGCGCUGGGCUUGCCUAGUCUUUGGGCUAGAUUCGGUAUCGCCGAUGAUGCUCUCGAGCGGGCCUUUCUCAUGGAUCCACUCGCACACAUGGCUGCGAAGUGCAGCUUCAAGCUGUUCAAGAUUCAAGACUGGCUUGCUCUAUCUCGUGCAGCCCGCCUGACUGUAGUCAUGCAGCGUCACAAAUACUGGAACGCAACGGAGGGCGGACCACUCUUGGCAGAGACAUCCCAAUCGAUAUAUCGCAUGCUUUGCAACCACUCAUCCCAGUGGUUCGAUAUGCAUCUUCUCUGGUCUUGCGCGAAAUCUCCUCAUCUCGAUAUGUCACCGCUGCCCCUCCCGAGGCUAUUUCGGCUGAGCUGCCAUUUUAAUGUCGGGCUGAUAGAUCCAGACGAUUAUCCUCCACUUUCUCGACCUCAAAUGUACACUGGGAAUAACCUCGAAUUUAUGAAUGCGCCGAACCUUCGAGAAGUCAUGCUCAACUCGUUCACUAUAGGCCUCAUCGAUUUCAAGUUGCCCUGGUCGCAGCUCUGCUCGCUCGCUUUCCAAGGCCGCAACAAGAUCCAAGAGGAUGGUCUCUACGUCGCAGACUGUUUAUACGUGCUCUCGCAGUGCGUCAACCUUGUAGACCUCAAGAUUUACGAUGAUGAUAAGCAGAACCCCAACCGAUAUCACUAUUCCAGCGAAACCCGGUGUGCUAAAGAGAUACAGGUCGUUUCUCUCCCUCUUCUUCGCCACCUCAUAUGUGCAACUGGUGACAGUCGCAUUGACCAUGGCGUUAUUCCGCGCCUUCAUCUACCCGCCCUCGAAUCUCUCAGACUCUGGAUCCGGAAUCUGGACACCCUCGAUGACACUAUGCUGCCAAUAAUCGCCGCACGACCACCUCUCCGCAUGCUGCAAAUAGACAACGCGUUCGACCUGUUCUGGGAUGUCUGGGAUGACCCGCAAAACCGAGCCUCCCAUAACUCUGCCAUUAUUCGUGCUGUCCAGGCCUUUCCCGACCUCGUGUCCUACUCCACGAACAGUCUAAGUGCGCACAAAGACUUGUGUCUUCAGUACCAUCCGACCUCUGGGAAGCUCGUAUCUGACAUUGUCCCGGGGCUCCAGGAGCUUUGUCUCUCCAUAGGCUAUAUUUUAAAUGAGGACAAAUGGUUUUUGUGUGAUCUACAUAAUUUCCUGUCAUCACGACGGAGCCGACGUGAUCUAGCGCAAAAAAACGAUGCUAGAGAACUCGGAGUACCUCCUUUCCGACGUAUCCGCAUCGAGCAAUGGGCGGGUGGAGAUAGCAGAGACCUGAUACAGCGGUACUUGCAGGAGUUUGUGGAUGAAGGGUUGGAAUUGGAGAUUUACGAUAGUGGCAUGAACUCGGUCGUAUGGGAGACUGCGGGAGCUCGUUGGCCUUGCGAGGUGUAG
Molecule: messenger RNA, 1620 nt
Organism: Stereum hirsutum FP-91666 SS1
Lineage: Eukaryota; Fungi; Basidiomycota; Agaricomycetes; Russulales; Stereaceae
Exons: 1
Coding region: 1-1620 (539 amino acids)
Source: RefSeq, a predicted model, not a curated record